AUGGUCAAAUCGCGUGAAGAGGUCAUCGCGGAGUUCCAUGAGGACGUCAACAUGACUGUUGAGGAGCUCGAGAAGUGGCUCGAGGACCCAAAGAGCACCAAGGCGGGCACCGGGGUCGGCAUCGAGAGCGGACACAAGAUUAUCGAGAUUUUGCGCAAGAAUCCGGACAAGGACCCGGAGAAGUAUGACGAGGAUGAUAUCGCGCACAUGCGCAAGGUAGCCAGUUACAUUAAGCGACACUUGGCGCAGGAAGAUCACUUGAAGGAUAUCAAGACGCGCGAGGAGCUCGAGAACGCGAAGAGCACCAUCAGGUCAGUCCGUUUGCUGAGUGCAUGA
This is a messenger RNA of Trametes versicolor FP-101664 SS1, 336 nucleotides long. RefSeq lists its product as uncharacterized. The record is from RefSeq and is a predicted model, not a curated record. NCBI's taxonomy places the organism in Eukaryota, Fungi, Basidiomycota, Agaricomycetes, Polyporales, Polyporaceae. Bases 1 to 336 code for a protein of 111 amino acids. The transcript has 3 exons.